GCCCUGCCCAGUCUCUUGUGCCAAGCAUACCUCAGUAUCUCGUUACCCUACAGAUUUGUGGUCGCUUGUUACCGGGGUAAUUUCUUUACCGCUUCAACGAAAACUCAUGAACGCUUGAUCGAUAUCAGAGAUUCCUUUCAAGGCAGGCACGUCCGGAACUUAUUGAAAAAACCAGAAAUCAUAAAGUAAGUGCAAGUUUAAAACAACUGAUGUGGUGGCAUAGCUUUAUCAGUUCACUAAUAAACGAAUCAAUUUUGAUCAAUCAAUGCUGAAGCUUUUUAAAGAGUUUUUUUUUUAAAACAGAUUUUUUUUUUCUACUUCAUACCGAUAAUUUCUAAGUCAAAAACAUUUUUCUCGGUGCGGACCACAAAGACGUCACAAGCCCACAAAGACGUCACAAGCCCACAAAUGACUCUUUGCUCCGAAGCUGUUUCUUUCUACGCUGUAUUUUGAAGAGACUAUGGCGUCUAUCAUCGCCUCAAAUUUCUGCGGUCAGGAAAUAAAUAAACAUAACAUAUCUUGAAGAUUAUAAACAUAUCUUGAAAAAAAAAUAACAUAUCUUGAAAACAUAAUAUAAAUAAUACAAAAAUCUAUAAAUCCAUUAGGGUAUUGUAAGAAAGUUAGCAAACAUUAAUUUGUUUGAAAACACUUAACUGGUAUUCCGGUUAUUGUUUAGAAGCAAAUAGCGAAAUAAAGUGUGGGGAGCCUGAAAAGGUGGCGGAACAAUACAACAAACGUAUGGGCAAGAAGCCUUCUUCAGCGAACAAACGACAGUAAAAACUAUAUAUAUAUUUUUUUUUAAACUUGGCUGCAAUGUCCGAGAGGACAGAGAGAGGAAAGUGAUGUUAUUGUUAAACAGCCGCAACAGAACCGUUGGUCUAAUCUAGCUUUUCUUUUAUUUCAGGCCAACAGUUGGCAUUGGCAAUAAAAUCAAAUCAGUUAUUGAGAACAAAAUUGUUGUUUUGCUCUACUCGCGGCAGGAAGGUGAGUACAGGAUAGGUCUAGAUAGGUAAAGGUGUGUCUACAUUGGUCUAGAUAGGUUUAGCUUGAUCUAGAUAUGUCUAGUAAGUUUUAGAAAGGCUAGCUAGGUCUACAUAGUUCUAAAGAGGUCUAGAUAGGUCUAUAAAAGAAUGCAUAACCAUUGGAUAAGUUUAGAUAGGUUUAUAUAGGUAUACAUAUGUAUUACGUGUUCUAGAUAGGCCUAGAUCUCCGUCACUCUCUUUACAAUGAGUCUUGAUAUCUGUUACUCUCUUUGAUUUCUUGUUUUAGAUAUAUGUCACUUUUUAUGUAUAGAUCGGUCUAGAUAUCCGUUAUUUUCUUUGUAUUACUAGGUCUAGACAACAAGUCUAGAUAUAUCCUUCCUUCUCUUUGUAAUACCAGGUCUUGAUAUCCAUCCAUCUCUGUGUAUUAUUAGGUCUCGCUAUCAUCAUUUUCUUAUUAUUACUAGGUCUAGCAAUCCAUCCCUAUAUUUAUAUUAAUAGGUCUAGACAUCCGUUCCUCUCUUUGUAUUAAUAGGUCUAUAUAUCCGCCCCCCCCCCGGGGUCCUGGUCGAGCGCCCAGGCGGGGGACUUGGGUGAGGGGCCCGUGUGGGGGCCGUCCUGACGAGUGGGCAUCUCCAAGUGCCGCUCCGCGGCCCGAUACGUCGGACCGGGGAGGGGUAAUUUGGGGGGGGGGGGGCAUAAGAGUCUAGACUCGCCCUGCUGACGCCAUUUCUUAAUGUAACAUCCGCCCCCCCCCCCCCCUUUUUUUUUUAGGGGAGGGGUAAUUUGGGGGGGGGGGGGCAUAAGAGUCUAGACUCGCCCUGCUGACGCCAUUUCUUAAUGUAACAUCCGCCUCCCCCCCCCCCUUUUUGUAUUACUAAGUAUACUAAUACGGGCAUAUUUCGUAGAUGCAAUCGUGUCACUCAAAAUAGUUAUUUGAUAUCAUAACGGAAUAAACUAACGGAGAUUGUAAAAAAAAGGGAGGUUUCAAAUACAAAUGUGCACAAAAGUAAAUUAAAAAUAAUUAAUCUUAUAUUAUUCUCUGCGACAGAAACAAUCUAGGCAUUUUAUUCAGUGAGUCUCGCAAUAAGUAAAUUGUUCCAUCUUAGAAAUCAUCUAUCAACUCGAUGUAUUUGAAUUGUUUUACAGGCUUCCGGUAUCCGUCCAGGUUUAUUUCAGUAAUGUUCAUUGGAGGGAUUGUUGUCUAUGUGGUAAGUUGUGUUGUGUAUGUUGGGCAUGUGGUAAGUUGAGUGAUGGUUGUUGGGUAUAUGGCAAGUUAAGCUGUGUAUGUUGUGUAUAUGGUAAGGUUAGUUGUUUAUGUGGUAAGUUUAGUUGUGUAUGCGGUACGUUUAAUUUUGUAUGUUGUGUAUAAGGUAACUUGAAUUGUGUAUGUUGUGUAUAUGGUAAGUUGAGUUGUGUAUGUUAUGUAUUUGGUUAGUUGAGUUGUGUAUGAAUGUGUUAAGUUGUGACUUGAGAGUGGUAAGUUGUGUCUUUAGGUUGGUAAGUUGUGUCUUGAGUGUGGUGAAUGUGUGUAUUGAAGGCGGUAAGUUUUGUAUUGAGUGUGGUAAGUUGUGUCGUGGGUGGGGAAAGCUCUGUCAUAAGGAGUGUAGUAAGCUGUAUCUUCAGUGUGGUAUUAUGUGUCAUGUGUGUAUAGUAAGUUGAGUUUUGAGUGUGGUCAGUGGUAAGUUGUGUCUUGAAUGUGGUUACCUGUGUUUUGAAUUUUUUAAAGCUUUGUUGUUAAUGUGGUAAUCUAUGUCUUGAGUGUGGUAAGCUGUGUCGUGAGUGUGGUAAGCUGUCUUGAGUGUGGUAAGUUGUGUCUUGAGUAUGGUAAGCUGUGUCUUGAGUGUGGUAAGUUGUGUCUUUAGUUUGGUAAGUUGUGUCUUGAGUGUGGUAAGUUGUGUCUUGAGUAUGGUGAACUGUGUAUUGAGUGUGGUAAAUGUGUGUAUUGAGGGAUGUGUCUUGAAUGUGGUUUGUUUUGUCGUGAGUGUCGUAAGUGUGUCGUGAGGGGGGUAAGCUGUGUCGGGAAUGUGAUUACCUGUGUCUUGUUAUAAGUUGUGACUUUACUGUUGUAAACUGUGUCAUGAUUGUGACAAGUUGUUUCGUGGGUGUGUUAAAUUUUGUUUUUAGUGUGGUAAGCUGUGUAUUCAGUGUGGUAUUCUGUGUCGUGAGUGUGGUAAGGUAUCUUGUGUAUUUGGUAAGUAAAUAAGUUGCUGUUGUAAUAUUUUUAAUUUGGGGGGGGGGGGGGGAAUUAUAUAAAAGUAUUAAGUUUCCCUUUUAUGUUUCAAAUGCAGUUGUGCGUGCUACUAGUUCUACGACAUGGAAAUCGGAGAUUAUAUUCAAAAUGUAUCAUUAAGUGAUAUUCUGACCUUUGUUUCCCUUAGGGACUUGAGAUAAUUUUUUUUUUUUUAAAUAUUUUCUUUUCGGUCAUUUUUCAGGUAAAUGUACGACAUAAAUUUGUUAUAUGUACAACUCAGAUGUAAUUGAAUUAAUUCUUUUUUGAUGUACCGAUGAAGGCAUUUGCCGAAACGUUUGAAUUGGUAUAGUUUUUAAUCACUAUCAUAGCUACGCAUGUAUAUUUUUAAAUUUACAUAAACUGGUUAUCUCUAAAUAAUCUACUUAAAAAGUUAUCGCAGCCAAACCCUCUUAUAAUUAGUUUAUUAUUUGGUGGGCGUUGUUGUUUUAUUGUUUUAUUUUUUACAUCCCAACAAAUUAUCAUUAAAUUUUAUAUCAGUUUUAUGAAGCGUUCACAUAAAUUAAAACUUAACUCUUUUAUGAAGCGUUCACAUAAAUUAAAACUUAACUCUUUUAUGAAGCGUUCACAUAAAUUAAAACUUAACUCUUGUGCAAUUUGGCUCACAUAACCAUAUAUAUUGAUGUCAUUAAAGAAUAUUAGGUACCCAUCUAUGUUAAUUCCUUAACAGAGACAUAGAGACAGGUUCGGGGUUAGCAAGUGGUCUUCGUCAGAAAAUGUUUCGGCUUGCGACACAUGAUCAAGUGAAAAUGUCAUAGAGUCUAUAUCAUCACCUUGCCAUCAAUAAUUUAUUUUCCUUAUUGGUUAGAUACAAAAAAAAAAAAAUUAAAAUAAUAAUAAAAUAAUAUGUAAAAAAAUAAUAAUAAAAGGUGUCCGACGUUCAAAGGUCCUCCUGAUGGAAAACGAGGCCCCAAAAACGUACUUAUCCUGUCUCCUCAUACAACUUUGCUUUUAUGCCCCUCCCUCGCUCCCCCACUGUACAGAUGUAUUCAUCAUUAAAGUACAUCUUUAUAUCUUAUACAUAAUGUAUCCAUCAUUAAUGUACACAUCCAUAUCUCAUAUAUAAUGUAUCCCUAAUUAACGUACACAUCCAAAUUUCAUUUAUAAUUUAUUCAUCAGUAAUGAACACGUCCAUGUCUUAUAUACAGGCUACCAUUAACUUAAUGUCUGAAACGGUAAUUGGCAUCGGUCCAUUCGCUGAUUUCUUAAAGAAUGUGUUUGAUGAUGUCGGCCAGUCAGACAAUAUUGUCGUGCGACUUUUUUUGGUAUUCUAUUGUAAGUAAACAUAUCUUUCAGUGUUGUGAUGUCAUCUGUAUUUGACCUAACUGUGCUAUUUUACUGACCAACCCUUCAUUAAUAAUAUUAAUAAAAAUAAAGUUUAUUUGAAAAUUACGCUUCAUGCCCAAAGGCUCGAAGCGCGGUACAGAGUCUAGUAUAUUAAAAGCGAAAUGAAACAAUCUAUGAUAUACCACAUUGAAAUACAAAAUGCAACAUUGCAAAAAAACUAUAUACGAGAAUACACAUUCCAAGUCUUUCAUACCUAACAACCAUAAACAACACAGGCCAAUACACAUCUACAAGAUAAUAGCUAGAUAGACAACUUCAUCCCAGCAGGUGUUUGCGAAAUCGAUAUGUCUUCAGAUCAGUUUUGAAAUACUCCAGUGACUGGAAGAGUGUUCCGAAUUGUUGGGCCAUCAAAUGCGAAAGUACGCCCCUUGUAAGUCUCAAGGCGAACACGUGGUAUCGAGAGUUUGCCACUAUCAGAUGAGCGGAGUUGUCUAGUGGGUACAUAAGGCGUCAGUAGCGCUUUGAGAUAGGACGGUGCCAGGUCAUGCACGCAGCGGUAGCAGGGAGUUGCUAUUUUGUACUCUAUGCGAGCGCGGACCGGCAGCCAAUGUAACUCUCUCAGAAGUGUUUUAGCAUGGUCGAAUUUGCGUUUUCGAAAAACAGUGCGAGCCGCUUUAUUCUGUGCUUUUUGAAUUGUGGUAAAACUUUUAAUGUAACGUUUUAGAGUUUGGAAAAAUCGCUCUGGAAUAAAUUAUUUUACAAGCAAUCUAGAUGAGGUUGUGUUUCGUGUCAAAUACAGGCCCGUUCUUAGACAUACGGUGACUAGCAUCCACGUAGGGCCCCGAACAUGAGGGGGCCCCCGUGAGGCACCCUCAAUCCCCCGUUUUUUUUUUAAAACUGGCACUGCAGCUGUCUGUGUCACUCACGUUACCUUACUCAUCCUGAAAUUUAUCAUUCUGAGUUAAAUUCGGAGGCAGGGGAAGGGAAACAGCAGGGGGGAGCUUUGGGGGAGGCAGACAGGAAAUCGGGGGCUUGGCCGUGGGAAUGGGAAAGAUGAAUUAUUGAUGAAGGCAAAAUGGAGGUUCCGCAGAGGUGGGUGGUGUUUUCUCCUCAGCUCGUGGGAGCUGCAUCCCUGGAAGCCCCCCUUCCGGGGCCCCCAACCUACGCUCCAUGCUUAGGACCCCCAAACUCCUAAGAACGGCUCUGUCAAAUAUAAUGUAGAUGAAGUUGGGUGUUUAAAGUAAUCUAGAUGAAGGUGUGUGUUAAAAGUAAUCAAGAUGAAGUUGUGUGUUAAAAGUUAACUAGAUGAAUUUGUUUGUUAAAAGUAACCUAGAUGAAGUGGUUUUGUUAAAAUAUGAUUAAAAAGUGGGUUCCAUAAAGCAAUGAUUGAAAUACUGGGUUCCAUGAAGGAAUGAUUGAUAUAGUGGGUUCCAUAAACCAAUGGCUAUGAUUGAAUCAGUGGGUUCCAUAAAGCAAUGAUUGAAAUAGUGGGUUCCAUAAAGCAAUGAUUGAAAUAGUGGGUUCCAUAAAGCAAUGAUUGAAAUACUGGGUUCCAUGAAGGAAUGAUUGAUAUAGUGGGUUCCAUAAAGCAAUGGCUAUGAUUGAAUCAGUGGGUUCCAUAAAGCCAUGAUUGAAAUAGUACAAACUCUACCGAUAAAGGAAAUUUUGUUACCCUUAGUUUGUAGUGUCAAAGCACCUAAUACCAGGGCCGUAGAAAGAAAUGCUGAGCCAGGGGCAAAGCCUGAAUUUGGACAACCUUUUCCCAAAAAGUGUAAAUUAAUGCACACAUACCCAAAGAUGACGAAAUAGAUAGGCACCCUCUGGAAAUGGCUUUAGAGGCCAGUGCCACCUUCACUAUCACUACUUCGAACUGCCAUGUCAGAUUUUGUCGCGUUCAAGAACUUAAAUUUAAUAUUUUAAAGGGUUAACACAAAUAUCUAUUUAUAUUUUAUGUCAUUUUUAAAAAUAUAUUUUAUUCUACAGACUCCCUAAUUGUCGCCAUAUCUCUUGCUUGUGUCCUGAGUUUCCUCACAAUUCUACACAUGGUGUCAUCCUUUCGGUAACUGGAUUGACCUUUUUAUAGUUAUUUUUGUUUUUAUCAACAAUGCGUUUAAGUACACGUUAAUUCAAAGAUGGGAUUAAACCUCUUACUUUUAGUCUAGAAGAGCUAUUUAAAGGUAAAUGUAAAUACUAUAAAGUAUAUGAAAAUUAACUAAUUCGUCAACAACAAUAAUGAAAUUUUUUCUUCACUUGGGGAGUUUUAUUUGAUUUUGUUUUCUCUUUCAAAUAUUAUUUUCAGGACAAACCUUUUUGCCUUGUACAAAGGAGAUUUUUCAGGCAUUCCACCACCUAUUACACAAGGGGCUGUAUCUUUGUGCGUAAGUAAACACACAAAAAAAAGGGGGGGGGGGGCGACUAGAUGUUACAACAUUUCUCUUACUAUUCAUAAUUCAUGUCUUUUAAUAUAAAAUAAUACUAAUGUCCUGUCUCUAGAGUAGUAUGAGAAUUGAUUAUUCCCAUUAAAUUUAACAGUGACAUGUGUAGCAUCUCAAUAGAAGCCAAAAUCCAUGUAAAUUAGAUGUGUUAUAGUUAUGUUUUUAUUCUUCUACUUUUUGGCCCAGAAGCAGUGCCUUAAAUGUGCAGACCCCCCCCCCCCUUAAUUCUUACACUUACACCAAUGACCACAAAGUCAUUAUACACAAAACUUCAUGCCAUAUAAUAUAUUAACAUCAACUUACAUUGAUUAUAGUUAUGUUUUUAUUCUUCUACUUUUUGGCCCAGAAGCAGUGCCUUAAAUGUGCAGCCCCCCCCCCCCUUAAUUCUUACACUUACACCAAUGACCACAAAGUCAUUAUACACAAAACUUCAUGCCAUAUAAUAUAUUAACAUCAACUUACAUUGUCCACACAGGUUGGCUGCAUCAAGUUCGCUGGUUUCCAAGUCGGAUACAUACUAUGGGGUAAAUUGGCCCUUUAACUCCAAUAUUUCUCUCACUGCUGCCCAACACGGUGUUGAGGAUAACAUCGCGCCAGCUUUGUCCCUUGCUGGUGCCCCUGUCGGCAUUAACGUCUUUAUCAAAAUUUUCUCCUAAAAAAUUCAACUUACAUGAUAAUUAACUUUGCACUCCCAUAAAUAUAGUCGCCAUCUUUCAACACAUUUUAAAAAAUACUUAUAUUAACAUCGCUUUUGUUCAUGUGUUUAAGGUAAAAAUCUUCGGACGGCUAAUUGACCCACUUACCGUCAACAAAAGGAGCUGAAACUUGGCACAUAGAAUCGUUGCCAUUGACUACACAUUCUAACAAACUUUUAGCCCUCGCCUCCCAAACACUAAACACCCCACCCUAAACUCCAUUUGUCCUGUUUUUCAAGUGAAAGAUGAAGGAAAUAUGAUGUAACUAAUUUCAUCAAAUAAAAUUCCCAAUAACUGUGCUAAAUGAGAUCCUUAAAACAAAAUAUCUCAAAUGCGCUUGGAGCGUAAUAUUUUCUUUUGUUUUUCUUUAAUAGUUGGUGAGGUAAAUCUGCAGUGUAAAAUCGGAUGGGGCAUUAGAAUAUUAAUCAAACAUAAAGAUAAUUUAAAAUGCAUAUUAAGGAUUUAUGCGAAAAUUUUUGUUUUUAACGGUUGUUUAAUUAGCUUUAAAAUCUUCUAUCCCUUGUAAUAUAAUCACCACAAUCCUUUGAUCUCACGUUAUCUUGCAUUCCGUGAAUUCGCUUGUAAUAUUAGAAUAAUGUGUCAUUUUAAUAUGUUUCACAAAAUUCGUUUUUAAGUACUAUUUUUUUAUAUGAUAUCAAACUUUUUUUUUACUAUGAAGUUCUUUUACAAAGUUUGAAGAAUAUUUCUUUCUAUCGUAUGUAGAAACUCUCUUGGCAACUAAUAAAGACAAUGACAGGAUACAUAUAUCUCAUAUUAAGUUUUGAGGGUGGAGAUUUGUGAAUGCUAUCCAGUUUUAGGGGGGAUACAAAAAUGUAAAAAAAUUAUGUGACAAAAUUAUAGCACAUUGUAUUUGAUUUUUUUCCCUCAGGCUAUAUGUUGUCCCUUAUAGUUUUCUUAGUCGUCGCUUUUAUACUUGGUUCCAUCAUAACCUUGCUGUCGAAUGCGGUGGUAGACUGGCUGGUCAACAAAGUGCUUCAGAUAUGGUUUGUACAAAUUUCAAUUAUUUCUUUGGAAAUCUGAACAGCAAAAAUUGUUAUUGUAAUUUAAGAUAAUAAUAAGAUACGAUUCUUUUAUUAAUCCAAAUAAAUAAAUAUUUUAAAAAAUCAAAUUGUACAUAUUCAUUUCCAGCACAUAAAUAAAUACAUAUUUAAAGACAAAAUUUACAAUUAUAACAAUUAAAAGAUAAGACAUCUUAAGUGUUUCUUUAGCUUAUAAAAUCAUCCAUCAAUGAACUUCUUUAGUGACGAGUAUGACUUAAUUAGAAAUUUAGAGUUGGUAGCCGCUGGGGAGGAACAGGUUGGUAAAUUCAUACAGACUGGGGAACAAAGAAUUUUUUUAAUCAUUUGGUCAUAGCUUUAAGAGAAGGAAUUCGCCCUGAUCGAGCUGAACCUAGUAAAUAAAUUGUUUGAAUCUAUGUAUGCUUAAUCUUUCCAUUUUUUAUCCAGUGUUCGAAACAUAAUUUAUGUAUUUAAAUUAUUGUAUUACAAUUCUCUUCAUGUAUCUGUUUGGAACUAAUGCUAAGAGAGAAAAUCUUUGACAACCCGAUUCAUUCUCAGAAUAUUUAGUGGCAUCCCCUUUUAAAAUUUAAGUGACACUUUUUCACUUUAAUAAGUCAUAGGUUGUUUUUUGUUUGGUUGUUUGUUUGUUUUUUGUUUUUUAAGUUCUUAGAAAAUUACGAGUUUUGAUGUCGAGCUGAAAUCACAAAUAUUAUUUUUUCUUUUAAAGAAAAAAAUCUGUCGUUUUUAUAUACUUUUUUUCAAAAAUAAUUUUGUUAGAUGUAUAAUAGUGUCUGUAUGACAUAUUUCAAUACAAAAUUUUAAAGGAAAAAAACCAACUGUUUCAUACGUAGGUAACCACAAUGAUCGUUAAAUAUUAUAUUUAACAUGUUUUGCUUACCCGAGACACAGUAGGCCCUACGUCUUUGGGCCGAUAUUCCCGCAUUAGUGACAUCAAUCCCCCAAUUCAAAGAGCAUUCAUUAAGCAAGAACAGUGAUACUAAGAUGACCAUAACUUAAUGUUAAAUUUUUUUUUAAGAAACGCUAAUUGGAAUAAAGGUUUUCCCCAGUGAUUGGUGGGUGGGGGUAAGCAGGAUAUUGUUAUUUUCUUCUUAUGGUCCAAACACUAUAGUCAAUUAAGGAAUGCAUCUUCUUCCUAAUCAUCAUUGUAAAUUAUUACAUUUUAUAUUACGAAAUUUUGACCUACUCAAUUAUUCUAUUCUUCAGGCCAGGUGUUCUUAUAGGUAUAGCUAUCCUGAUCCUCCAGAAGUUGCUGGCCAGAUAUGUGUUUCUGCAGGGUGAUGGUGCUCACCUGAGGUUGGACAACAGGUAUUGGACUUUUAGUUGUGUUGUAUAAUGUGACAACAUGCAUUGGAUAAAAUGGUAUGUUGUAUAGUAUGACAACGGUCUUUAAACUUAACGUCGUGUUUUUAGUAUGAUGAGUGGUAUUGUACACUAACUUGUCUGGUAUAGUAAUGACAAUUUAUAGAACUAAAAGAUGUGAUCUUUAUGCUGACAACAAGUACUGAACUGAUUGGGGUAUACUAUUAUGUGGCAACAAGUUUUGGACUAUUUGGUUGUGAUAUAACAGGUAUCGGACUAAAAGGGGCAUUCUAUUGUGUUACAACAUUUAUUGGACUAAAUUUUUAGUUCUACAGCCUGACAGCAGCUAUAAUAGAAUAAUAAAUAAGAGGCUCCGAAUAUUAUGUUAAAAAGAUUUCGCUAGUAGAAAAAAAAACACCAAAAAAAUAAUAUUAUAAAUUAAAAAUAAGAACAAAUUUAAGAACACAACGUGCUAGCUGUCAGUGAGGCGGCUAUCGUUGGACAACUUCCACGACGUUCAACCCACGUUUGAAUGCCCCCGUAUACCUAAUCUGAAUAUAUACAUUAGGAAAUUGCGAAGAGCGAGCGUUCAAACAAAAGUGAUCCAAUAUCUGUGAUACAAACUACAAAAGUAAAAUCAUCUCGGGAGAACCCCCCCCCCCCCCACACACACACGCACAUUUUUAUUUUUCAAGCCCGAAAGGUCACCGAAACAUUGUUGGAGAUCUCCUCCUUCUAAGACAGCCCAUGCCCGUAAAUUCACUGGACUGAGUAGCCAUCUCAAUCUAAGGCCAAUCCAUCCGCCAGUGAUGUUGCUCUCAUAAUAUCAGCAGUCGACUUCUUCUUCUUCUGUAUCUUAAGGGCCCACGAUCAAUUUAUUGAUCAUUUUGGCUCCUAUGCAUGUAGAUGGGAUUUGCAAUGUUUCUGUUACUUACUCAGGGGUCAGGAUGGUAAUUGUACGUCCUAAUAUUUCCCAUCCCGUGAGUGAAGCGUCGCACUCCCUCUAAUCGUGAUUUCCACAGUGGGUUUCUACCACACUAAUAGCUCACUAAGCAGCUGGGGCAAAAGUUUGUGUUGGAAAAAUAAUUAUUUAAAGAAAUAAGAAGAAGAUCUGAAAACCCAAUGUGCAAGCUGGGAGAGACGGGGUACUCGAAGGACUGCUUUCAAGACAUUCAAUCCCCGUUCGAAUACUGCCAUAUCCCUCAACGUAUGCAAUUGAUUGCUUAUCAGAUUAAUGAUUACAGAGAAUACCACGGAUUGCAAUUUGAUUACACAUACUUUAAGGUAAUGUAGUAUCAUUUUUUGGGGGGGAGGAGGGGGGGGGGUGUUCUGAUUGCUUCAUCCUGACGGAAGUUACAGCAGAAUAUUCAGGACCUCGUUAUCGUGAUAUGUUGCUAUUGGAAUAUAGUUUGAUGCGCUUCGGAAAUCAAGCUAAAGAUUAAAUUAUUUAUAUUGGAAUAUCCCUCAAGAAAAUUCAUCAAAGUCAAUACUCUUGUUCCUGUCAGGUCAGCUGUCAAGUUUUCAACAUGAUGAGCUCCACUUACAUGAUUUUGACUUCAUCCCCACCCCAACCAAAGAUCACAGAUUUAUAUGUCUACUAGUGCUACAUUACAACCCUAAAGAACAAAUGGAAAGAGUUGUUUUAUUUUUCACUUCCUAUUAAAUUCAUAACUAUUUUCUUUGUCAGACGACUCUUCUUCAUCUUCACGUACUUCAUGUUCUUCUACAACAUCUUCCUGGGACUGGUCUCCUGUUUGCUCAGAAUCAUCAAGGCAAUAGUCGUCGGGACCCUCUUCCUGUGCCGUCUGGACAGAAGUACACUGCCGAGGAAUUGGGAAUCUUUUGAUCCAGGUAAAAUAUUGCGAACUAACAAGAAGCUGAAGCUGAGAACAUUUCUCGCUUAUAAGGAUAUCCAGUCUUAAAGAGCAUGAGAUAAUCUUAUGAAUAACAACAUUUAUUUCGUCUUAUUUCGGAAGCUCUGCCUUUGCUGUGAACACGUUUUCUAUUCAUUCUACGAGUGGUCUAACUUGUUACAGCCCCAUUCCAAAUAUUAGUUAGUUAUCAAGAAAUAAGUAUUUGUAAUAGACUUUUACAAAAUGCAAUCAAAAUUAUUUUUAAAAUUAUACUCCCCUUUACUUUUACUAGCCAGCAGCAUCAGCUGCUAUAAAAUAGAAGUCAUAAAGAAUUUUUGUUAGCUUGGUACGUAUCUGCCACGGACGAUAUGGACAGGGAAAUAAUCCAUGUUAAAAUUUGGUAAUAUAAUAUCACUUUUAGCACUUUUGUCCCUUAAUGAAACCACACACACAAUAUUUCAUUUAGACUUCAAUUACUGUACAUUUGAAAAUGCCUUAAUUUGAAAAAGGACAUUCACACAAAAAAAAAAGUAAUAAUUAUUUCUUUUUUUUGAAAUUUAUUUUAAUGACAGUACAUUUUUUAGUGUUGCACCUGUUUCUGGCAUCACAUACAAUACAUGGCUCACUAUAUUUACUCAAUCCAAUUAUAAAUAUUCAUGUCAGUGAUUUCAAUGCUUGGUUAAUGAUGUUCUUUGUUAUUCGAACAAAGGACAAAAAAAGUGAUUGUUGAUUUGUUACAUUCAACUAUUUUUGCAAAGAUUUGAUAAUAAUGUUAUUCCUAAUUGACAGGCUGAUUGUUUAAUGACGGCAGAGGGGCUGACUGGGGGGUCCCUAAAACAUAGUGUAAAAUAUCAUACAUUGUCACAAAUAAUUAUUUCUCUGUCCUAUGUUUGUGACUGGUAAUAAACUUGAAAUAAAUUAAAAAUGAAUAACCUGUUGUUGUCAGGUUUCAAUACCUACCAGGGUUACAUCCACAUGGAGGCCGCGCACACCAAUCCCACAGUAAACGUUUUCCUCCGACUGUUGAAGUCUCUGAGCCAGUCGAGGAAGUCCUCGGGUCAAAGCAGCAGUGUGUCUCUAGAGAUGACCAACCUGGGAAGUUACAAUCAGCUGGAGAAUGACGGGGAAAGCAGUGAGUUACCACAUUUAGUCAUCAUAUCCCCCCCCCCCCCCCCCCCCCCCCCCCAAACACACACACAAAAUUUUUAAAAAAAAUUAAGUUUUAAAAAAAAAAAAAAAACGUGUGGGUAAGACUCUAGUAUUAAUUUACAACAGCCAUCUGUUUUCUGAGAAAAAAUGUGGUCAUUAUGAUCACGUCUUUAAGAAACUAGUUAGUGUCUUAAAAUGUAAUUGCGGUCGCUUCCUCUGACAUCAAAGUCAAAAGCUUAAUAUCACACUGAUUGCAUUAGCAUUAAAAUUGUCAGUGUCAUUGUGUUCCAUGCAAUUCCUAUGCUGUUUAGAACUAUUUAUAAUUGGAAUAUAAGCAGCAUCUUUUAUUUACGAUUUCAGUCUCUCUUAAUGUAUUCCCCAGUCAAAUACCCAGCCAUAAGAGGAACAACCAAUCUGGCAGCACGUUUCAAUUGGCACGUGGCCUACACACUGUUGCUCAAUCCUGGGGUGGGUAUUCACGGACCUUUUACUUUACAAUAUAAUAUAUUAAACAAUCUUUGUUAUUUGAGUUGACCCUUGCAACAGAGGUGUUGAUUUGAAGAUCUUAUUUAAUCAUUUUGUAAAACUAUGUUAUUGUUUAGUUGUAUUAAACUUUGUCGAUAGAUGAUAUUGUGGCGGAGGGGAAUUUUCUACCACCCCAAAAUCAGGCAUGAAAGGGUUAACUGGAAAUAUUACAAAUGAUAAUGUAUCUUCUGUUGGGCAUCUGGCCGUCGACUUCAACAUCAAGACAUAACAGUGCAAGCUUAUUAUUUUCAGAUUUGUCCGCUUCUGACAUAUAAUAUAUUGUCAUAAUAUGCUCUCUUAAAGCUACUCUUAUGUUAAAUUUACCAUAAUAUUCUUUAAUCAGUGGUACAGCGUCUAUUUUUUUCAAUUCCGAUUUACCAAGACGCCGAUGAUCCAAACUGCCCCCUGUUUUAAAAUGUAUAUCAUGAUAUAAUGCAACGCACAUGGCACAAUCCACGUAACAUCCAGAUACGACUGCAUGCACUUACCAGAACGGGAUAAAGCGAUUGGAACACUUUUAAAAAAAAAUAAUAAAUAUCGCAGAAUAAACGCCUGGAAAAACAAUAUGACUUCGGAUUUUGUACUAAGCGCAGCUCUCUAUUUUUAGAUCUGAAACAAAAUUCAAGUCUUCACCGGUUUUUUUCUUCUUUACAAAAACAUCUAUCAGCUGACCCCGAUAUCGAUACGUUAUGGUAAAACACUCUAAGCCAUUAUCAUAAGACAUUAGACGUUUGGCAAUUAAAAACAAUCCCUGCUAGGAAGUGUUCCGUUAUCAUAGAAAAUAGGGAAUCUGAUUGAUUCCAAAGCGCGAAUAUUUCAGAUAAUGGACUCUAUACUGGAUGAUAUAUUGGUGAGUUGUAACUUAUUUUAAUAACUACGUUAAUCUCUCACUCAUUUGCAGGUAAGGAUCUAUAGGAAAGGAUUUAUUCAGUCCAUGAAGAAGGCAAUGAUCCUCGGAAUAAAGAUACCCAUCAGCGACACGCCCGUGACGGAUUUUGACUUGGUCAAACUGGAGGCAGAGAGAGAGAAAGAGAUCGAGGAGGAGAAGGAGGCGAAGAAGGCACAAAAGACGCAGAACGGCAAGCAGGAGAAUGGAUCGGUCUUCCAUAACAUUUUAAACAGAAAACGUGUCUCCAACAUUGAUUCGACAAAAAAUGUAUAAUUCUUUCAGUGAAUAUUGUACAAUAAAUGCUCUCCCAUUGAAUAAUGAACCAAAAAUGAUCUCCCUGUGAAAAAUCUGCAAAAAUUGUAUAGUUCUCACAGUGAAUAAUGUACAAAGAUGUAACUGUAUUUAUGUAUUACUACUUAUAAUAAUAUCUUGGGUAAAGAAAAAUUAUUAUUUUUCAAAACAAUGGUCAUUUAAGGGUAAUAAAACUUUUAUUCUUAUUUUUAUUGUGUUAAUGUUGAUUAUCAGACAUAACGGAGGCUAAUUUUACGUGUAUUUCCAUAUGUUAAAUGAUGUUUUAUUAAGCUGUAACAAUUCAAUUUUUGAAAAUGUUAUAUCAACGUAAUUUCAUGAAUUAUGAAAACCAGACAAGCUAGGCCACAUAUUGCUCAUUUGAUGUGUAUGCUUAUGCAAGAUUGUUUGAAAAUGACUAAAGUAAUUUCAUGCAUUAGCUGGAUUCAAGGAUAUUGAUGGGACCAUGAAAUAAGAUUAGGCCUACUUAACUAUGUUAACAUCUUUAUUAGAUCACUCAAUGACUUAAUGAUGCCACAUUUCAUAGCUUUUCAUAAUUUUCAUACAAAAAUAGUUCUAGGUGUUAACGAAAUAGUAUGAUGUGAAUAUACAUUUUAUUUUACUUGGAAAAGAUUUCAAGUGUAUUGCUGAGUUAUCCUCUUAAAGAAAACCAAACUAUUUUUCGGUACGCAUGAGGAGUUACUAUUUUUUAAC
Lymnaea stagnalis (great pond snail) is the source of this 15405-nucleotide messenger RNA. The record is from the annotation of a GenBank genome assembly. Lineage: Eukaryota; Metazoa; Mollusca; Gastropoda; Lymnaeidae.